AGGGGACAAUUAAUUAUGGUUUCACUAAGUGCAAUGGAGAGAGAAAGAGAAACAGAGCGUGAAAAAGCUCGCAAAGAACGGCUAGAAAUGAUGAAGCAACCGGAACGCAUAACACCAACAUUUACAGAACCUAUCCGGGUUGCGGAUCCAACUGAUGAUAUGGAAAUUCGUCUCCAAAAUGUUCUGGGACCAUACAAGACUUUCCGACCAAUUAUAGAUUCAUCCAUCCCCUCAAGCAACAUUAUUGGUGUGCCGAACCAAUUAGCGACACCGACAACAAUUAAAUUGACCCAUCCCCUUCGCACAAGCAGUCCAAAAACUCCAAACUCUUUAACAGAGAGUAAGUCUAAGUCAUCUUCGCCAUAUAAUAAAGACAGCUCCAGAAAGGAUAGUAAAAUAAAAAAGAAUGGUGUAUUAAGUAGCAGUCAGGGAAAGUCUUCUAGUAGUAGUAAUAGUCACCAAAAGCAUCCUGGGAAGACUAAAAACGUUGUCAGCCCGGCCGUCCAAUCAAGUUCAUCCCAGCAUCGCUCUUCAUCAUCGUCCUCCCACACCAAAACACAGGACACAAAAACCACACCAGUGAAAUCAGAACGUACCCAAAAUCUAAAAUCGCCUGCCAGCAAAGAAAAAAGCAAGCCUGCCGGCCAUACUCAUUCUCAGAAGUCGUCAACUCAACGUGCGUUGAACACGGUGAAGAUCGAGCCAAAUUCAAACAGUGCAAAGACAACGCCCAAAGUUAUGCAAAAAACGGAACACACGGAACAGAAAUCAAAAUCAAAGUCAAAGGAUUCCUCGUCAAGUUCUAGGUUUUCACAUUCGGAAACAAGGCAUGAAGUGGACGUAAAAAACAUGGCUAAUUUCAGCACGCUAAGCGAUUCAAAAUCGAGCAUAUUUGACGUGGAUGAGGAGGAUUCGGCUUUAGGGUCAUUAUCUCAACAUAGCCAGCCAAGUGCACUCAAAAUCGAGAUACCUCCAUUGUCCAAGACGUCUCAAACUCAAGGACGGUCAAUUUUUGUGGAUGACAUUUUUAAGGAAAUGAUAGAUAUCCAAUGUCCACUCACUGCACUUCCUACGCCAAGCAAGCCAACGCAAACACAGUUCCCAUUUUCGCAGCAGACAAUCAAGACAGAAUCAGGCCACUCCAGACCGGCAAUGAUAGCUCCACAUAAAAAACAACCAGAACACCCAGAGAAGAAUACUGACGAACAGUCAAAUGAAAAUGGAUCUGAUCACCAUAACAUGUCAAGUGAUGACGAGAACGAUGAUUCCAUGGAUCACGUCCGUAAUAACGGCGGUGCUCACGAAGACGGAUCCCCCAGGAUGAAGCGAACUUUGAGUUCAAGUAGUGGGAGCUCAAGCGAAUCUGACUCGGAAAGCGAGAGCAGCGACAGUGAUGUGUCCGUUAGCGAUGCAGAGGAAGAUACGAAUGAACAAGUGAAGACUAGUGGAAAGUGGUCGUUGAGCCAAUAUGUGCAGAAAUUACACAGUGAACAAAACAAAUCACCAGGCGUGUCAUCGUCCAUCCCUACAUCUAAUGGCCCACGAUUUUUUUCGGAGCAAGAUGGUGGCCAAAGAAAAUCUCCAGGUACUUUUGGUCGCAGCUUUGAAUUGCCCACCGCCGCAGACAGUGGUAGCAAUAAGGACAUCUUCAACAAAUACGAUCAUUUUAAAACGUUUCGGGAUUUAUCAGAGAAAGCUCAAGCUCCGACAUUGCAGUCGGAGAAGGCAGAAAUUCGGAAGUCCACCGUAAAUACCAAAAGUAGUAAUCCUACCGUUGCUCCAAGAAAGGAGCAAGUGAAAGACAAACAGAAAAGUGGUAAAACGAAAGGCCUACCAAAGAAAACAAAGCCGAGUUCAAAACCGAUUGCGAGCCAACAACCUAAGAGCAAGAGUGCACAAAAGCACUCGGUUAGUCCCAUGAAAUCGCCCGUAAAAGGCGAGACCAAGAAGGUGACAAACUCUAAACCUAAAGUUGAACCAAAUAGUAAAAACGGUAAAUCAAAGAAAACUAUAACUAAGGAGUUUGUGACUCCAGAAUUUGUGGUUACUAGUAGUGACAGUGAGGAUGACGAUAAUAUAUCGGAAAAAGUUUACGUUGCUCCGCAACCGCAAAAGUCACGCAGCCACUCUGUUCAAAAGCUAUCGGCUGUUUCACGCAGCCCAGCAGUUGUACGUAGUCCGGGAGUUUCACGGAGUCCAGCUGUUUCUCAUGCCUCGUCUGAUUCGAGGACCCCAGAACAACGUCAAGAAAGUAAGAAGGCUAGCCAGGAUAGUAAGAAAUCCUCGAAUAAAUUAAACAAGCCUCGGACUAAUAAAGAAAAAUCAAGCUCCACAAAGUUAAAGAAAAUAAGUCGGACUACUGAAGAAAUAUUUAAUAACGAAAUUACGGAGCAAAUUUUAUCACCUAUCAAAAGCAGCUCUGAGCAUGCUCUGUCGAAAUCUCAUAUAGUUUACAAAGAGGAUGGCAAUCCCUCAUUAGUUGUAAGGUUUGACCUCGAAAACUUGGACAACAUUCCACGGAAACGAAUGCCUUCGGAAGCACAUGACGAAGUCGAAAAGGAUGGCAGGGAAGAACCAGUACAUGUGGAGGAACCAAAACCGGUAACAUCAGUGAGGGUGCAAAAGAGAAAACCAGAACAAGUUAGUGAGAGUGAGGAAAGGCAGCGAGUUGGAAUCAAGAAACCAAAAUUACUAACAAAAUCGAAAUCACCAAGAGCUGAAGGAGUCAGCACGCCACAUGAUUGUGAUGAAACUCCGGUUGAAAGAAAUCCGGUACUCGAGAGGCAAUCAAGCGUGACAAGUAUGUGUAGUUUACAGUCCGAACAAAGUGUAAAAAGUGAAAAACCAAAUUCAGCGAGUAAAAAACGUAAACAACCAUCCAUCUCACGCACGAAGUCAACACAGAAGGAUCAUAGUAAGAUACGUGAAUGGGAUGCACCUACCGUCAAACGAGAACGACGCCCGGAGGAUUUAGAAUCGACCAAUAAGAUGAGUAGGACAUGUUCGGGGGCAGCGGAUCACGACACGAGGCCGAGCGCCGUCGUGAGACCUAGACCUCGGGUUGAAAUAUCAGAAAGGCCGAUGGGAGUUGAUGACUACCUGAAAGAGGCAAAGAAAUUAAAGCAUUUUGCUGAUGCUUUGGCGGACAAGAGUGCGAAAGCGCCAGCGUACGUCGAUGCGGUUCUGUACUUCAUACUUUGCGGCAAUGCCAUGGAGGAUGACCAGCAUAUUUCCGACGAGAAACCUUUAACCAUGUACACCGAUACCAUUGAACUUAUCAAAUUUAUUCAUAGAUUUAAAGAUCCAAGAUCAGAAAAUGUAGCAGUUGACAAAAAAUUAACUGUUCUGUGUUUCCGUUGUCAAGCUAUUCUCUAUAUGCGGAUGUUCCGGCUCCGGAAGGACGCCGCAUGGAAGCACUCGCAGCAUCUUAAAGAUUAUUUCAAGAACGUCUCUAAGACUCAGCAAGCUCCAUCGCCUUGGAACUCAUCCAAAUGUACAGGCACUCCAUCGCCGAUGUCCCCCACCCCAUCCCCGGCAGGAAGUGUGGGGUCAAUAGGUUCACAAAGCAGCACCAAUGGCGACCCCUUCUCGUCAUCGUCUCAGAAUCGCCUGUCAAACGGCAUGGGACUGAUGUCUCCGGCGAGCGUCUCCAUCUCUCAGAAAAUGCACACGGUCAUGUCUUCGUACUUCACCAUUACUAAUCAUCACCUUUACAGCUUAGAUCUCUGGGAAAAAGCUGAAACAUGUCUUCAAGAAAAUGCAGAGUUCUUCCGGGAGCUUGAUCAGGAAUGUGGGGCGUUGUCCCUCUACAACAGUACUCUCAUCGAUCUUGUCAAGUACGUGCGCGCAGGCUUACGGUGGCUCAAGGAAACAUGACAUCAUUAGCGUGGUGCUCUCCGCCGGCACCAUCACCUCUCAUCUGCUAGUCAUUAACCAACUCCCAACUUGAACCGCUCAACUCCAUGUCCAGAUUGUGCCAGCACUUGGUCUUUAAAUUUAAAAGCUUAAACUGUUCCACCUUGUAUCUUUAAAUUUUGUACUGAAAAAAUACCAAUUGAAGUAUAGGAUGCAUAAAUGUGAUGCAUUGUGAGUGAUGUUUGAGUACUACUAAAGGGGUUUAAGUAAUACUCAUAUAAAUAUGUGGGCGUAUUUAAGGGGGUAACAUGUUUUGAUGGGAAAAAUCAGACCCAUGAUUUUUUUUCUAUCUUUUUACUUCUCCCCAUUGCUUGCCUUUCUAAUGAUUUGCACCCCCUCAUUUUACACAUUUUUCUCUUCCUUUAGCAGGGAUAUAAAUUUAAAAUGUUUUUAAUUUUUGAAUUUUAUAUAAUUAUAUAGAAAUGUUUUUAUUCAGAGAGAUCCUGAAAGCAUAAUGAAGAGAAAAAAGAUUCUUACACCAAGCUCACAGAAUGUAGAAAAUUCUUGUAGAUAAUUUGAGUCAUGACAUAACUGUAUCAUGUGACAUUUAACCACAAAUCACAGUCCAGGUAUUCAGGUACUAAUUCUUAUUACUGUUUUCAAUUCAAGUUUUACAUUCAAUCCUACCUGAGCUUGCCAAUGCAAAAAUUCUAUCAACAGUAUUUCACUUAAUAAUAAUUCACCAAUUGUUAUAUACUUUUAUGUUGUUAAAAAGACAAGUAUUAUUAACAGUAAUGUCUAUUGUCUUUUAUAUUAAUUUUUCCAUUGUAUGCCUAAUUAUAUAAUUUUAUUUAAUUAUUGGUAUCAUUUAAUGUUGAUGUUAUUGUUAAAUUAGUAUUUUGUUAUCUAUUUACUUUUUCCAUUGGCCAAACUACAAGAAAUUCUCAAAGAGAAUUAACAUACUGAAUGGGUUCUAUAAAUAGAAUAGCUUUUCUUGCCAAAGUCUACCAAAAACUUCAAUAGGCUAUUUUUCAUGUUAAAAAUAAUAUUGAUUCCUUACCAUCUGUAAAUUACUUAAAAUUGUUCCCUUCCCCCCCCCCCCAAUUUUCAUAUCCUCCUUUUGUCUUCCAAGAGUAGCUUCCAACCUUUAAACUUUUCUAAAGUGAACUUUAACCUUAGUUCACAAUAUCACCCCUUAUAUGAAAUCAAUCAACUGGUAAUUACAUAAAGGGGGUUUUCACCAAGUGCUAGGGUCAUUAAAACGGUGAACUUUUUUUUCUAUAAGGUUUCACACCUACAUGCUUGGUAAUAAUUAAUUUUUAGUAGUAUUAAUUACCAUAAUUAAAUGUAUUAGUAGUCAGUAGCUGUGUCAGUGAAUCAGAUCACAAUCUUAAUAUGUGUAAAGAGUUACUAUUAGUUUAAGUAUUCGUAGGUGCGGGAUUUCACUGCUCCUCAAAAACCUUUAUUUUGAUUUCAAAGCACUGUAAUAUAUUCAUACUACACAAAGCACUUUCUUGCUGUUUGAGGGCGCUCUUUUACUCGAAUUGUAUUGGUGAACUAAGAGCAUUAGUACAGCAGGGCAAUUUUGUUAAGCGGAGUAUGGGUCAGCCUGGAAAAAAAAGAGGAAAUUUAUCGCUUUUAUCUCAUAAUGACACAGGUCAAGAUAGGACUUUUUUUUAAUUCCAUCUGAUAGAAAGAAUAUAUUUCAACAGAAAGAGUUUCUUUAAAAUACAGCUGGAGUAACCUGCAAAAAAAAAAAAAGAAACUUAACUGAAUGAGAUAUUUGCCAGUUGUGCAUAUAUUGUUUUUUAUAACCACACGCGUGUGCGCAUUAAUUAUAUCACAUUGUUGUGUGUUGAUUACACAUUCAUACUUGAUUCUCAUGUGUGAUUGUGUAUAUGGAACAAACACACACGUUCAUAUUUGUAUAAAGACACACAUAUAUUUAUAAUGAAUAGGCCUAGUGCAGGUCUUGCGUUUUAUUUUACUGAUACAGAAGAAGAUGUGUGCUAAUAUGAAGUCAUAUGCUAUAAUUUAUAAAGAGAAGAAUACUUUUAAGGUUUUAAAAACCAAAAAUUGAACCUUGUGUUGGACGGCUAAUUGCCAGAAUCUAGCUAUUUCUGCAUUUCUUUACGAAAUCAGAAAGGAAGAAUUCUGGUUAAAACAUGUAUUAUGCCUUUCAUAUAGUGCCUAGUGUUUUAUGUAUUUAUUUAUUUAUUGUUAUUAUUAUUAUUAUUAUUAUUAUUAUUAUUGUUAAUAAUAAUAUUAUUAUUGUUAUUAUCAUUAUUAUUGUUAUUAUUAUUAAUGUUAUUAAUAAUAUUAUUAUUAUUAUUAUUGAUAAUAAUAUUUUUUAAUUGAUGAUUAAAACUACCAUAAUCCAAAUGAAUUUGUAAUAAUAAAGAGGGAUUAAUUUAAUUCAGCUAACUUUGUUAUUGUGAUUUUUAGAGACAACUCCACAGAGGUAACCAAUCAAAUGAAAACAAAUUUAUAAUACAACUCUUUUAUAACAAUGAAACAUUCAGCAAUGACCAAACGAGACACGUAAAAUUCAUUUAAAAAAAAAGAUUGUAGUGAUUCCUUUGUUUCACAAAUAAUGACUUACCCACCAGCUUCCUUAAAGAUUUAUUUCAUUACUGUAAAAUUUUUAUUGAUGAUUUGAAUUUAUGUUCUUUCGGUUUAUCUUCUAUUAGGCAUUUACCUGUUAAAGCAAUAUUUCAAAUCAAAAAUUUAAUUAAAAUAAUUUUUGUGGAUCUUUUUUUCAUUGGUUUUUAUAAAAUUUGGUGCCAUUCCUUAAAGGUGCAUGACUAGCCUAUUGAAGAUAUCUUACAAAUUCAUUUCAAUAAUUGUAAACAAUUUAUUUUCAUUCGAAGAAACUGAUUUCUCAAAGGACUUUUAAAAUCAGUUUUUGUGUAAUCUUUAACAAAAUGCUGCAAAGUCAUAACUAAUAUUAUUGAUUAUAGAUCAUGCAUCAAAUAAUAUUGAUUUCAUUGAUAAAAUUGCAUUCAAUUUUAUGUUAUCUCAAUCUUCCAAAAUAAUAAGGGAAAAAAACAGAUGUUUAUAUUAUAAUAAUAAAUAAUGAACAGGAUUUUUUUUUUCUGCCUAUAAGCCACCUGUUCAUACAUAAUAAAUCAAUGCUCAGAAAAAUAAUAUGUUGGUUUUUUUUAAAUAAAUUUUGUAACUGACUGAGGGCGCUGUAUAUGUUGAUUUUUCUAUCAUUCAUAUUAUUUAAGAAUGUUGAUCUAAGCAUGCAAAGAUAUGAUUCAAUUCAAUUGCAUCAAUUAUUUACAUAUUUAAGCCUUAAUAUAUGAGUUUAUUUAACUGUAAAUAUUGUAAGUAAAGCAUCAGAAUUGUACUGUAUAAUAAAGAAGAAGAUAUUAGGCUGGUGUUACAGGCUUGAACGAUCUCAUAUGCAAAUUUUCAUCCACUACUGCCUGAAUAUUCAAAUUGAGGUUAACUGUAUUCAAUUGCAAGUGGAAUACCUUACGAUCAUUCUCUCGCCAUGUUUGAAAUUCAUUUUGGAGUAAAAUCAAUAACACAGUUUUCAUUGUGCGUAAGGAAUUAGUGAGUUCUUUUUAAACCAGUAAUAUAUCAACGUUAUGCAUUAAACCAUUUUCCAAAAGGUGGUUUAUUGAAGAAGCAAUUGAGAGAGACGGUUACGUUUUAUCACGUAUGAACGCAUUUUUUCCUACUCGUUACAGUUACUGUACUGAAAAAUUUUCCCAAUGCUCUCUGAUUUUAGAAAGUAUUGACACUACAAUGUUUUAUCACUUGCAUAGCAAUAUGAUGAUGACUACAUUGUAAUAUUACUGUAAUUGAACAGUAAAAAACUAUAAAUGGCGGGAGGGAGUUUCAGUGUUAAUAAUCGCCACUGUUUUCGCCCGUUUUUAAAAGGCAUUGCCUAUGCAUAUAGGUUGAUAUAGGUUUAAAGAGGGUUUUAUUAAUACAUCUGAACCACAACAUAACGUAGUCACAAACUUCUAUUGAGUAUGCGUGCAAUUUUUUAAAAUCUGUUACUAUGUUGUAGUCUGCUUGUAGAGGUCACAUAAUCUCUCGCGUUUUAACAAGAAUGUAUUGUAUGAGAUACAGUUUUGCUUUUCGACUGCGCAUGCGUCGAUACAGUCUUGGAUUAUUAAUUCAGAUAAUUGGGUUUUUUUUCUGACGAUGGUAUAACUGGUUUAUCUUAGUAUUCACACCUCGUUUGCAUAUAGCUGCCAUUAACUAUGUUUGCAAUGUGGAAAAUUAUGUGGGCGUGGCAAUUCCCACGAUCCAGGUUUUGGUCACGUGAGUGAAAUUACCAUAAUCGUAACAAAGAGAAUUUGUGGGUAAGAUUUUACACCAGCAGUUUCACUCUAGUAAAGGUUUGAGCUUUUCCAGAUAUUUAUGCAAUUUGCGGCGAAAAACCUGGCCGUUAUUAAUGAGUUUGAUUUCGAUGUACAGUAUUUCCAACAACAGUCAAGCAUUGGCCUAGUAAUGUACAAACUGUAGGGUAACAUUCCAUUGGGGAUAGGCCUAUACCUAUUGCUGAAUCGAAAACUUCCCCAGAUCUCGUAAUAUUUUGAGGGGGUUCUUAUUUAUGUACUGUGUUUUGUGUGUUUAUUCAAAAUGUAUACUCUUGGGUUUUUUUCUUUCCAAGAGGAAAACGCAACAUUUUGCUUCGAGAAUGUUUCCGUUUAUGGGACAGUCUGUAUUUAUAUUUUUGCUUCAAUUUCUUGUGAUUGUAAAUUGUCAUUGUAACAGUGUAUCAUAAACAGCUUUUAAAUCUACGAUUUUAGGUUUAAUCGCUGAACUUUUCAUAUCUUAUCUGUAAGAAACAGUUGAUGUUGUUUUUAUCGAUCUGGGGUUACCCACAUCCAUGUUCCAUGCAUGCUUAACAUUUUCUUUAACUGCAUUUUGUCGAUUUCUAAACUUACCAUGCAUUGUACGUCGUUCUGACUACUCAUGUCUUAAAACUGAUUUUAUAAAUUCAAUACAAGAAAUAUUUUUAAAAGGAAAAAAAAAACUGCCAUUGUUAUAUGGUCCAUGUCGAUGAUGAUGCGGCCAGCUCUUGGGCGAUUUUCUACUGAUGUAAUAAGCCCAUAUUAUCAGCCAACUUCUUUGUUCGUUCUGUGCCUAACAUAUUGAGCUUGGGGGGAGAUGUGGAAUAUGUAUUUUAUUGAAACAAUGUAUAAUGAAACAGUGGUGAUAUUUCAUCAGCCGAUCACCAUCAGUAUAAAUAAAUAAAUAUGGAAGUGUGCGAAGAA
Messenger RNA from Anneissia japonica, 9095 nucleotides. RefSeq names its product AF4/FMR2 family member 4-like. The transcript is spliced from 19 exons. The coding region runs from base 16 to 3876 and encodes 1286 amino acids. The record is from RefSeq and is a predicted model, not a curated record. Lineage: Eukaryota; Metazoa; Echinodermata; Crinoidea; Comatulida; Comatulidae. Gene Ontology annotation, cellular component: nucleus; super elongation complex. Gene Ontology annotation, biological process: regulation of gene expression.